Messenger RNA from Truncatella angustata, 1247 nucleotides. RefSeq lists its product as uncharacterized. The coding region runs from base 240 to 1151 and encodes 303 amino acids. The record is from RefSeq and is a predicted model, not a curated record. The transcript is spliced from 3 exons. Lineage: Eukaryota; Fungi; Ascomycota; Sordariomycetes; Amphisphaeriales; Sporocadaceae.
UAUGAAUAACGCAUUCGACUUAUCAUGUCUCCAUACGGUGUUGCGCCUCCGUCCAGGAGAUGCCCCUCAUAGGUCGGAAGCCCAUCGGAGGCAAGCGAGCUUCGUGCAUGCCGCCAAGAACCGUAUACAUUACCUCAUAAAACCGCCGCAAAUCGUGGCCCGAUAGGAAACACAAUUUCCUUAGACUCAAGGAUUUGAAUAGAAGAACUAUACGAAAGAGGAGAUCCAACUCGCCGACAAUGUCUUCCAGCACAACAGACGCACGGCGUCUGCAGGCGCGGAAACCCGUGCCCAAGAUGCCGCCGGCCUAUCUACCCAAAGCCGGAUCGCCACUGAAGGUGGACGAAUCCCUAUACGAAGCCGCGCAGAAGGCCCCUCGGGUGCUGACCGAAGAGUUUACACUGCCUAUUCGAUCCGGGAAAGCAUGGAAAGCACCCGCCGGCUCCAUCAUCAGGAUCAGCACCCCCGAGGGGGGACAAGUCGGCGACCUCAACAUAUGGAACGCGCACAACCCGCGCGAGCGCUUCUGGGCCUCGCGCACCAAGCAGCUCUACGCCUCGCACGUGAGCACGCACGACCGGCUGUGGUCGACGCUGCCGUACCUGCGGCCGCUGGUGACCAUCAUCCACGACACGCUGUCGUGGUACGGGCAGGACGAGCACGGCGGGCGCGUGCACGACCUCCUGGGCACGCGGUGCGACCCUUACAUCAACGCCGUGCUGUCCGGGGAGGCCGGGGGCUACGAUUUCCACUGCCACUCGAACCUCACGCGGGCGGUCCUGCCGUUUGGGCUCACCGAGUUCGACGUGCAUGAUGUGAUCAACCUGUUCCAGGUUACGGGCUUGAAUGAAGAGGGUCGGUAUUUCAUGAACCCGUGCCCGGCGGAGAAGGGCGAUGCGAUUGAAUUUUUGGCCGAGCAGGAUGUGCUGAUGGCUUUAAGCACAUGCCCUGGCGGUGAUUUGUCCCUUUGGGGCUUUGGGGAAGAUAGCGAGAAAGAAAUGAUCAAGUGCUGCAGACCGCUAAAGGUUGAAGUCUUUCGCCUUGAGGAUCCGACCUUGCUGGGGCGAGGUGGCUGGAAGCCAGCGGAGGUUGCGCCGUAUAAAGGUAACCAUGGGAUGAAUGUUCCGGAAGGCGAACAUGAGCGAAGUUAAUGAACGAGAAAUUGAAGUAGGAAAGCCGCAGUGCUUUUGCGAACAGUCACCCUGUCGAGAAGAUCUGUCAAAGAGUUACGUGGACAAAAAGUCAUA